Meleagris gallopavo (turkey) is the source of this 1070-nucleotide messenger RNA. The record is from RefSeq and is a predicted model, not a curated record. NCBI's taxonomy places the organism in Eukaryota, Metazoa, Chordata, Aves, Galliformes, Phasianidae.
UCCCAUCCCAACGUGUUGGGACCAACCCAACCCAAAUUCCACCAACCCCAACCUCAGGACGCCCCCAAUUCCACCAUUUUUAACCCCACCCCUCGAGGCGCAACCGACCCGACCUCACCCAGCCCCCCUCCGCCUCUGACCUCCCACCAUCCCGUCCCCCCCAAGGAGCACAAAUCCAAGGUGACGGCCCUGGAGCACCAGGUGGCCCAAGCCAAGACCCGUUACUCCGUGGCCCUCCGUAACCUGGAGCAGAUCAGUGAGCAGAUCCACGCCCGCCGCCUCCACCGCCUCGUCCUCCGCCGCGCUUCGCCGGUGGGCGCCGAAUCCGGGCACCGAGGUGCCGAAGGACCCCCUCCCGAUUCCGUCUCUGUUCUGAGCCUUCAAACCAUCGCCUCCGACCUCCAAAAAUUCGAUUCCGUCGAACAUUUGCUCGGCCUUUCGGAUGCCAGCAGCCUCCAAGGCGAGGAGAUGGAAGAGACGACGGCGAGGCGCGGUGGGAACGGACGAUUCCGGCAUCACCGAAGCGUCAGCCUUUAAUCGCCGCUCUUCCUUUUCUUCCGUCUGAGUGGGACGGAAGGACGGACGGACGGACGGACGGACGCGCGGCCCUCGGUGCUCCCAGUGAGGGAGAAGGGUGGGCGGCGUCGGCCCGGCUUUGGUUUGCCGGAGAAGAGCGUUGGUUGGGUUGAGGUUGGGUUGGCCAAGGUUCUACCGGAGGUGCUGGCUCUCGAGCGACCAAAACGGGGUGAAAAAACCCAAAAUCGGGGGCUCUGGGAGGGGUGGUUUUUUUCCCGAAGCGUCACAACUUGUGGGUCUCCCCGCAUCUCGUUGGUCAAAAUGGGGCAAAAAACCCCAAAAUCGGGCUCUCCCGAGAUGUGCUUUUCCCCGAAACGCCACCGGGUUGGGUCUCCCGUCUUCUCGUUGGCCAAAAUGGGGUGAAAAACCCCAAAAUCGGGCGCUUUUGAGGCGGAUUUUCCUCCAAUCCCCACCCGUUGGAUCUCACAACGCUACUGGUUGGGUCUGCCAUCGUCUCGUUGACCAAAAUGGGGAAAAAAACCCAAAAUUGGGCA